GAGGAGGGAGGAGCGCAUCCCGUCCAUGCACACCACCUGGGCAACAAUAAAUACCGUUCGACCAUUUCCUUUGUGCUUUUGCUUUGAUCUGCUGGAGUCGAGAUAAUAUGGACGAUGAUUUUGAGGCUUUGGCGAGGGAGUAUGGGAUUGAGCACGCAGGAGAAGGCGUUGGUUCGGGGUACCGAGCAUCCAGGGAUUUUGAGAUGGAUGACUUUGAUCGUCAACUGCUCGAAGAAGAGCCGUGUCAGCUUCAACACGCCUCAUACAACCAGGCAGAUCCGUUCUACGAACCUCAGGAGCACGUCCUUGCGCAGCGUCUGUCACUCGGUGGUCGCGGUUCUGGUCCUUCAAAGUCAUUCAACGGCGGGAAGGUUAUGGAAAGCACGACCGGUAGUCGCCCUGCCGCUACAGGACUGAACUUAUCACAAUAUGCAUACACCCCGACCAACUCGUCUCCAGCAAGGCAAACUGGUGGCCACGUAUAUGCAGGUGCACAGUCCACUCCGGGGAGUAAUGGAAGCAUACAGGCUUCGUGGUCCAAAAGGCGGGCGAGGCCGGUUGGGUUGUCAAGAAAGACCUAUGGAAAUACGUCGAUGCCACCGGCUGUGCCACAGUCGACGGUAGCUGUAACCAAGCCAAGUAGGACUUCAGCGUAUGCUACCGGUCCAACGACGAUCAACGGCGUCAGAUUGAGACCUGUGAGCGAGUUGCCGGAUCGGUUCAGAAGUGUGUUUCCGUUCGCCUUGUUCAAUGCGGUGCAAUCCACAGCACUCGACACAAUCUGGGCUUCGGACGAUAAUGUGAUCAUCUCAGCACCUACUGGAGCGGGUAAGACGGCCAUCUUCGAACUCGGCGUUUGUCGUGCACUUUCCACGGUUUCCGGGCAGGGCAGUAGUAAGAUGAUCUACAUGGCCCCUACGAAAGCGCUUUGCUCUGAGCGUAAAAGAGAUUGGGACAAGAAGUUUCGUGGGUUAGGAAUCACUGUUGGCGAGUUGACUGGUGAUACGGAUGCCGGUGGUUUGAGUGCCGUUAAGGAGAGUGAUAUCAUCAUCACGACGCCGGAGAAGUGGGAUAGUAUGACGAGGAGGUGGCAGGACCAUAAGAGGUUGAUGGAGCUGGUGAGACUGUUCAUGAUUGACGAAGUGCACAUGUUGAAGGAGAAGAGAGGUGCUGUCCUUGAAGUUGUUGUUUCUCGUAUGAAAACUUUGGGGACCUCGAUCCGUUUCGUUGCUGUUUCGGCUACUGUUCCAAAUGUGCAAGAUGUUGCGGUCUGGAUAAGAAGGAACAGCUUUGAUUCUGCGCCAGCAAGAGUACUCGCAUUCGGAGACGAGUUUCGCCCGGUGAAGUUGCAGAAGUUCGUCUAUGGCUAUCCACAAAACGACAAGGAUUCUGACUUCAAGUGGGAUACGACGCUUAACUGGAAGUUGAUGCCUCUUAUCCAGAAGCACUCUGACAACAAGCCUACCAUUGUGUUUUGUAACACGCGGAAAGCAGUUCUUGACUCAGCUAAGGCUAUUGCGAAGCAGUUCAUCGAGAUGCGGGACAAGCGGCAACCGACGCCGUGGGAUGCACCCGCUGUCUCAUGCUCAUUUCGUGAUAAGGCAAUCCAAGAGCUCGUCAAGUCUGGCAUUGCAGUGCACCAUGCAGGCCUUGAUACGAACGAUCGUGCACUUGUAGAGAAGCUGUUCCUCGAAGGGCAUGUCAGUGUGGUGUGCUGUACCUCGACGUUGGCUGUCGGUGUCAACCUUCCAGCACAUCUGGUCAUUAUCAAGAACACCAUGCAGUAUGUCGGGAGCCACUUUGAGGAGUACCCUACUUUGGAAAUCAUUCAGAUGCUGGGUCGUGCUGGACGCCCGCAGUUCGAUGAUUGCGGUACAGCCGUGAUCAUGACUCGGUCUGACAAGAAGGCGAAGUACGAGAAUCUCGUUAGUGGAACGGAGACUUUAGAGAGCUGUUUACACGAGAAUAUUUUGGUACAUCUCAAUGCCGAAAUCGGGCUAGGGACGAUCACGGACGUAUCCACUGCGAUGGAGUGGCUGAGGUCGACAUUCUUCUAUGUCAGAGUCAGAGCGAAUCCGAGAUACUAUAAUAUCAACACUUUACGACAAGACAUGGAGAAAGGACUCGAGGCCCACUGUAUGAAGGAUCUCAAGCUUCUGGAGAAGACUGGCAUGAUCAGUAUGGAAGGUGAGAGGUUGAGAUCGACUGGGUACGGUGAUGCAUCGGCGAAGUAUUAUGUCAUGUUCAACACGAUGAAGGCGAUUCUCGAGAUGAAAGAUGCGCCGGCUUUGAGGACGGUGUUGGAGACCCUUUGUCAGGCCGAAGAGUUUGCUGAGCUUAGACUCCGUCGCGGUGACAAGGGGUUCUACAACGAGCUCAACAAGGCGAACGGGAUCAAAUCUCCGUUGAAGGGUAAGGUGGAAACCACAGCGCACAAGAUCUUCAUCCUGGUUCAGGUUGAACUCGGCUCGGUUGACAUUAGCGGAUUGAAGGAGAAGUUCCAGCAGCAGAUUACCCAGAUGGGAUUGGAUCGGUCAUUCGUCUUCCAGCAUGCAUAUCGUAUCUGCAAGUGCAUCAUCGAUUGCAAGCUCCAAACGAAGGAUACUACUGCUGUGAAGAAUGCCCUAGAGUUGAGCAGAUGUCUACGGGCAAGGUGUUGGGAGGGAACGCCGAUGGUGUUGAGACAACUGAGAGGCAUUGGUGAGAACGCCCUGAAGAAUUUGAUCAACCACAAUAUUCGCAGCUUGGAGGAAUUGGAAAUGAUGGAUCCAAGGCGGAUCGAGGUAAUGUUUAAGCGUAAUCCUCCAUUCGGAAACAAUAUCCUCAAUGAUAUUGCGGGAAUUCCGAAGUUUGGCUUAAAGCUCCAGCAGACGAACUUUGCUGGCGAUGGACUUAAGCCGUCAAGACUAUCGAUGAACGUGGAAGUAUCAGUCUUAAACAAGGAUACAAUCAAGCAGAAGUGGCAUGACAUAAACCUGUAUGCCGAUUUCCUGGCCGAGACCGCUGACGGCGUGCUCCUGGACUUUCGAAGAUUACCGGUCUCCAAAAUCAACGGCAGCCGGUCCUUUGUGUUGACUGUUGAGCUGCACAAGUUCGCUUCAGCAAUUGUUUGUCAUCUAGUGUGUGAGGAUAUCGCAGGGACUGCGAUGAAGAGCGAGCUUCAACUGCACAUCGAUGCAUCCAAGUUCCCGAGGCCAACAGAGCCUAAGGUACCUAAGGUCGCCAAUGAGGACGACUAUGGCGAAGGAAUUUUCGAUUAUGAUAUGGAUUUUGAGCACAUUGACAACAUCACGAACGCCAUUCUUGCUGGCGACACAACGAACAGCCACAAAGGCGCUGCAUUGAAGGUUCCAGCAGCUGCAAACUCCACUGCAGUCGUUCAGAACACCGAAUACGACUUAGUCGAACCUGAACGUUUGGAGAAUGGAAACUACAAGUGCGCUCAUAAGUGCAAGGACAGGGAGAAAUGCUUUCACAUGUGCUGCAAAACCGGUACGACUAAGCCAAUUAUGAAGAAAGUGGCACGAACAUCAUCCACUAUGCAACAAAUCCUAGAGCGAAGAGGGCUAAUGGAAACGGACCUUCGCGCAUAUCCAAUGAAGUUCAGGUUCCAGACCAUGAUAUUAUCGAUCUGAUGGAUCUACCGGACGAGGUCACUAUCGAGUCUGAGGACGUUCCUCGCAUUCGCAAAGCGCUAGGAGCCACAACUGCUUCUUCGCUGAACAAGCUAUCCAAUCUCCACGCGAAGACAAGUACUCAGAAGACUGCCGUGCGAACUCUUUCAUCAAAGCCUACUCGCGCAUACAGCAAACCGCAACGAAAUACACUACCACCAACGCUCAACAAAGACAAAUCAGCAAACGAUGAUACC
Messenger RNA from Saitoella complicata NRRL Y-17804, 3871 nucleotides. Its product is annotated as P-loop containing nucleoside triphosphate hydrolase protein. Gene Ontology annotation, molecular function: ATP binding; nucleic acid binding. The coding region runs from base 108 to 3635 and encodes 1175 amino acids. The record is from RefSeq and is a predicted model, not a curated record. The transcript has 5 exons. NCBI's taxonomy places the organism in Eukaryota, Fungi, Ascomycota, Saitoellomycetes, Saitoellales, Saitoellaceae.